Geodia barretti is the source of this 359-nucleotide messenger RNA. Lineage: Eukaryota; Metazoa; Porifera; Demospongiae; Tetractinellida; Geodiidae. The record is from the annotation of a GenBank genome assembly.
AAUGGUGAUGUAACAAACAUUACAUUCCUGGAUGAGCAAGAUUUUCUAGGAUGCAAAGGUGAAGAUGAUGAGUGGAGUAUCGCAUGGCUUAAUACAAAAGCAGAUCCCAGGCUACCAGUCAGUGCCGAGGAGGGAUGGCAACUAGAGUGUGCCAUUUGAAUAUGACCUGGGCAGUCGCUAAUGCUUCCUCAUGCAGAUCAGAGAGCAUUGACAGAGUCUUGGAUGAGGCUCUUUCAAGCUUGUCAGGUACGAAUGCUACAAUAGAGAGUGCCACAAGGAUAUCUGGGGAGCUAUCUACGGCCACACAAAGGGGACCAGAGAUUUCACUCCUCCCCAGUGACCUUAAGUCCACCAACAAC